AUGGGGAAUGUCGCCAGCCGUCUUGACGAUGCGGGGAACUUGUUCUUCAAAGACCAGAAUCGGUUCUCGAUCGCAUCGGUCACAAUAAGCAAUUCGAGGCGUCGCCUGUUGACGCUAUCCCCGAAUGCGUUCCCGGCGGCGAGGUUUGCGGCGAAGCGGGAUCCUGGUGAUGAUGCCCCUAUCGAAUAUAUUCAGGACCCCGACUCUCCCUCGUCUGCGCCAAUCCCGACAUUUCUGCUGCGCCUGUCGAACGACGACGAGUUGAUCUUUAAUUUCACGUUCAUUCUUCGACAGACGCAAACCGGCAACGUCGUCAACUCCACCGUCAAUGGUGUCUCGACUUCACUUCCAGAUGUAGCCGACACGGUACUCACGGGGCUGACGUUUGCCCACGCGACAAACUCAAAGGAACUCGACAACUUGAUCACAAGGGAGUUUCACGCAAAUCCCAAUCUGCAGAACAACUCCAACGUUCAGCUGGUCGGAGAUUUUUCCACCCACAGCACCCCCUCGGUGUCGUUUGACUGGUCGUGGACCUGGAAACCCCCCAAGACGACUGAGGAUAAAGGUGGCGGCUGGCGGAACAGCUGUAGCUUCUUGGAUUAUGACCAGCGGACAAACCGCCUGAACACCCUUGCCCACUUUUCUUUCUGGGUACACAAUACGGUCCGCCUGCUGCCGUCCCCUCAGAUCUCGUCGCCGAACCUAGAGUUGCCCGUUCCCCUGCGCACCCGCAUUCCCUCCACCCAGUCCGUUCUCUCUCAGUUCAGUGAUGCUGAGACUCUCUCUAACCCUAACCUUCCUUCGACUACCCCGCCGGAGACCGCAGAUGGCACUGCGCCGCCUCCGCCACCAAGCGUCCCCCCACCUCCGCCGCCAGUCAAAGUGGAUCUGCCGCAUUCCCGACCAGGUGAUGAUAUGAGUGCUGUGGAAGAUGGCCCGCUGUUCCGGGCCACAAUGAAAGCUCUAGAGCAAAAGACGGGGAACAUGCGCGCCAAGAUUAAAAAGGUUCUCAAGAAAGCCGAGGCUGCCCAGCAGGCACAGGCCGGCUGUAAUGAUGCCAUGGAAGCGUUCCUGGGAUCACUGAACGACGCGUCUACAUCCAACGCCAAUGCCAUUCAGCCUGCCUUGGACCACUACUUUGAGAAGAUCGCCCGGCAGAUCCUAAAUUUUGAGCAGCUCAGCACUCUCCAGCUCCAGAAACUCGUCAUCGAGCCUCUGAUCAAACUUUACCAUAACGACAUCAAACAAGCCGAGGCAAAGAAGAAGGAAUUCGACGAAGAGAGCCGCGACUAUUAUGCAUACGUCAGUCGGUACCUGGGCCAGCGGCAGGACUCGCUGAAGGAGAAGAAGCGGGCCGAGAGCGAUUCAAAAUACCAAGCCAAGCGGCGCAACUUCGAGCUCAAGCGCUUUGACUACUCUUCGUUCAUGCAGGAUCUGCAUGGGGGGCGCAAAGAGCAAGAGGUUCUCUCACAUCUCACCAAGUAUGCGGAUUUCCAGGCCAAGAAUUUCUUGGCGGCUGCCAAGAAGGUUGAAAACAUGGUCCCUCAGUUGGAUGCUCUCUGCCACGAAGUGAGCCAGGCCGAUAAAGAGUUCCAGUUCCAGCGGACCGAGCGCGAGGAGAAGCGCAGAGCGUUGGAAAAGAACAGCAACCCGUAUCUCGAGCCCGAUGUUGUGGCCAGUGCGGCGAAUGCAGCGUCUGUGUCCACCGGGACGGUUAACGGGGCUGCCCACGAGACCGAGUUAGGUCGGGCCGAUAGCACAGGCUCUCAGCUCCGUGGUGUGGUCAGCAACAGUUCAUCUGUUUCAUCCCAAGCAAAUGCGGGAUCCGUCAGCUCCGUCGGAACGAAUGCACCUCCAUCCAACGUAGGGUCUGCCGGUAACUUAGGGCAAAAUCGGUUCAAAGGCAUUCGAGACCUCGAGGAGCGAGACGCUCUUGGGUCUGAGCGAGCCGCGGGCCAGCAACGAAAAGAAGGUCUUCUCUGGGCCCUCUCUCGUCCUGGUUCGCACAUCGAUCCAAAAGGAAUUAACAAACAGGCAUGGCAUAAGUUUUGGAUCGUAUUAGAUCAAGGGAAAUUGUCUGAAUACAGCAACUGGAAACAGAAGCUAGACCUACACAUGGAGCCUAUUGAUCUUCGGAUGGCGUCAGUCCGAGAAGCUCGAAAUGCGGAACGGCGAUUCUGCUUUGAAGUCAUCACUCCUCAAUUCAAGCGCAUCUACCAGGCCACCUCAGAGGAGGACAUGGCGAACUGGAUUAGGUCGAUCAACAACGCCCUCCAAAGUGCAGUCGAAGGGCGAGGGGUGCCACCCACGCUUCCCGUGUCAUCCAAAAAUGAAUCGUCGGCGGGUCGUGACAUCGGUUCGGUCCUUACUGGGAAAAGCUCCUCGGUGUCAGGCCAUCACUCGUAUUCAUCCAGUGCCAGCAACAACAGCGUGAACCGCCGCACGACCGUUGGGGCGCGGCCCAGCUACGUCCGCAAUGACAGCAACAGCUUUGAAGAGAAUCCGGCACGUCUCUUGCAAGCUGUACGGGAAGCGGACCAGGGGAACAAUUGGUGUGCUGACUGCGGAUCAAUGUCCAAGGUGGAAUGGGUGUCGAUUAACCUUGGGAUUAUCCUAUGCAUCGAGUGCAGUGGCAUUCACCGGUCCCUAGGAACACACAUUUCCAAGAUUCGAUCGCUCACGCUGGACGUGCAUUCCUUCUCAAAUGACAUCGUCGAGAUCCUCUUGCAGAUCGGCAACCGGGUCAGUAACAUGAUCUGGGAGGCGACGUUGGACCAGUCUGUCAAACCGAAUGCGAGCUCGACGCGAGAGCAGCGUCUCAAGUUUAUCACCGCCAAAUACGCCGAUCGAGCGUAUGUGGAACGCCUGCCUUCGCCACGAUCGCGCUUUGCGACCCCUGACGAAACCCUUCUCGCCUCGAUCAAGAGGAAUGAUAUCCAGGGCGUCCUCUAUGGGGUUGCAUUGCGGGCUAAUGUCAACGUCGCGGAUCGCUCUCGCAACACACACGCUGUAUUUCUGGCUCUCGCCGCCGCAGACCCGGCCUCCCCGGGCUCCACUCCCUCCAGUCUCUCAGCCCGAUCCAGCGCAAAGACGAUUCCGUUCCCCAUCGCCGAAUUGCUGGUUCAAAAUGGCGCGGAAAUUCCCCCGCAGCCACCGUCUAUUCCUCUUUCCCCAGCGGCGCAGUUAUAUCUCAGCCAACGAACUGCACGGUCGUCGGCAUUUAGCCCCCCUGCCCCUGCUGCACCCAUCCCAGGGAAGUCCACCGCAAGUGACACUCUGGGGUCUCUCCCCACUAUCCGCGCGAGCAAGGACAACUCCUCCACGACACAGACACCCAACUCCUUGGAACACAAGGAGAAGGAUAAGCUCUCUAAGAGAGGGAGCGCGGGUGCUCGGUUUGCAGGAAAGGUGGCAUCCCUUGGAAUUGAUCGAUGA
Messenger RNA from Penicillium alfredii, 3438 nucleotides. RefSeq names its product putative ARF GTPase activator (Csx2). Gene Ontology annotation, molecular function: GTPase activator activity; protein binding. The transcript has 4 exons. Gene Ontology annotation, biological process: intra-Golgi vesicle-mediated transport. Lineage: Eukaryota; Fungi; Ascomycota; Eurotiomycetes; Eurotiales; Aspergillaceae. The coding region runs from base 1 to 3438 and encodes 1145 amino acids. The record is from RefSeq and is a predicted model, not a curated record. Gene Ontology annotation, cellular component: trans-Golgi network; endosome; cytoplasm.